Pelobates cultripes (western spadefoot toad) is the source of this 8841-nucleotide messenger RNA. NCBI's taxonomy places the organism in Eukaryota, Metazoa, Chordata, Amphibia, Anura, Pelobatidae. The record is from the annotation of a GenBank genome assembly.
CUUGCAUUCUCAGCUUGGACUAAAAAUGUGAUUUUGAAACAAUUGUUAAUCAUCUUUAAAUAGAGGGUUAGAAGAGUCUGUUUGCUUCUGACAAUCAAUCUCGGAAUGCAGCUGUAUGAAAUCAAUGAUUACCUGAACUUCGUAUGUUUUUGUUUAAGUGUACCUUGACCUGAGCUGCACUAUUUAAAGGUGAAGUUGCAGGGAUUCACCAUCAGUUCUUCCUAUCUCAGGACAAGAUACGUAAGCUUCUGCAAAUAUGUCUGAAGGCUCCGUUGAGUUAAAACAAAAAACGGCUGUGGAAAACAACGGUUUUGUACCAGACUAUGAUUAUGAUGGCGAGGAAAAGGUGGCCAGCAGAAAAAACAGCCAGACUGAAGAAGCUCAUGUUUAUGCUGUUCAAAUAAACGCAACCUCAUUAGAUCCUCUUACCUUGAAGCCUUAUGCUGGGAUGCCCAAAGAGGUACUUCUUCAGUUUUCUAGAAGACCAGGCUACAGAAUAACUCGAGAGAUUAUUUUUUGGUUGAUCAUUGCAGCUACAUUAGUGAUCAUCGCUGCAACAAUUGCAAUAAUAGCUCUUUCUCCAAGGUGUCUCGACUGGUGGCAAAGUAGCCCUAUUUACCAAGUCUAUCCCAAGUCUUUUAAAGACAGCAACAAAGACGGAGCCGGGGAUCUUAAAGGUAAUAUUUAUGGGGGGGGGGGGGUUUUCUUCAAAUUUAGUUCUAAAUAAACCUUUACUAUAAAUGUGAAGUUCGUUAUGGUGAAUGUAUCUUCCAUAAGAUAAUAAAUGCAGGACAGAUGUUUGAAAAGGUGAGAAUUGGGUCUUAUUAUAAGGUGAUGGAAAGGAUGCAGAGCAAGGCUUUUCGUCCAUUUGUUUUUGGACUGUAACUCCCAUCACCCCAGCAAAUGGAUCUGGUAUCCAUUCAUAAACGUGCUGUAAGGUGGAAUUAAAAUAUUAAGCAUGUUAUGAGAUGCAGUGAGCGUUUAUAGCAAGUAAUGGCUUUAUACUACAUUCACAAUUGAUUUUGUUUUAGGAUUAUGGAAUUAGGAUUUAAGGUUAAGGUUUGGGGGGGGGGGCUUUAAACUCAAAGUGCUGUGGAUUGUACUUUCUUGGCUAACAGAUUGAUGGGAAAUAUAGUCCACAACGUCUUCAGUACCCACAAAGGUUAGAGGGUGCAUCAACCAAACCCCUAGGAGCUAAGGGUGCAGUGUUAGUUACACCACUGUGACCUCAGGAAUCUAAGGAUGCAGGAUAAGCUGGACUAAUUUAUGGUAGAAGGAUGCUUACUAUUAGAAGCAAUGCUGCCGUGUUGCCAACAUGUUAUGAAGGUUACUAUAAUGACUCAAGACAUUUAUUAUAAUGUAUAAUGACUCUAGACAAGUUCACAAAGUAUGCAAUUAUUUUCGUUAGUGUGCACCAGUGAACAUUAGUUGUUGCUCCUCUUUAGAAAUAUAUUGGCAUUACCGGAUAUUUUACAGUCUUAGCUCAGUGGUAUUCACCUUAUUCAAUGUGAAUUCAAAGGAAAUUUAAAAUUUAAGGUCAUAUAUGUAUAUAUAAGUUAUAUAUGCUUUUAGUUCAGCUGCUACGGCCUUAAAUUUGAAAUUCACUUUGAAUUCUUACUUUACCAAAUAACCAUGAAUUGUAUUAUGCUGCCUAAUACACUGAAGCUGAACACUUAUUUUCUUGUGUAGAGGUUUCAACAAAAAAGAAAAAAUUACUGGUGUGGUCCUGUUAAACACGUUUCCAGAAGAUAUUCGCAGAAAAUCAUUAAACUUCUAACUUUCAGACUAGAAUGUAUUAAAUAAGCUUCUGUUAAGUUCCUGGAAUGAAACAUUGACUUGUUCAUUGUGUAAAUUAUUCACCGUAACAAGACCUUGGUCUACAAGUUGCAUGUCAGCAGGAUAUAAUAUAUAUGUGUAUUAUUAAUGAGUUACUCCAAGCACCAUCAGUAAUAGAAAGAGGUUCCAGGCAGUCCAAGUGUCUUCAAAUGUGUUUGUUGGGACUAGUGAGACACCGCAACGUUUCAACACCUGAAAGGUUUUUUGUCAAGCCACUUGACAAAGACCCUUUCAGGGGUCGAAAUGUUGCGGUGUCUCACCAAACACAUUUGAAGAUACUUGGAGUGCCUGGAUCCUCUUUCUACUACUGUUAUCUACUCCCUGGGGCUGGUGCUGGCCCUUGGUCCAGUUUAGCACCUGGAUCUUCACAUGAUUGGUGUACAGUUCAUUUUUUCUUUUUGCAAAAACUCCAAGCACCAUGACAACGUUAGUGAUUUGCUUUGAAAAGAUGCACACAUUGAGAUUAACCCAUCUGGUGGAGUUACACCUCUUACAGAGUUACUAGUUCCCGACUGGCUAAUAUUAAUUCUGUGCAAAUUAUUUUUCAUUAUGAUAAUUAUCUCCUUCUGUGGCUAAACUACAGUGUGGGUUUUAUUGCUUUUUCCAAGAGAGCUGGCUUUGCAUAGGUCAGUUGGUAUAAAGCAAAGCUGUGAUCAUUAUUGUCAUAAUUUUAGGAAUUCAGGAAAAAAUAAAUCACUUUUUGUAUCUCGAUGUGAAAAAUGUCUGGGUCGCUUCCUUCUACAAGGCUUCACUGAAAGAUUACAAUUACGCAGUCGAUGAUUUCAGGGAUGUGGACCCCACUUUUGGCACAAUGGCUGACUUUGAUAGUAUGAUCUCUGCUCUGCAUGAUAAAGGUAAGUUAACACUGGUUCUACUCUGUAUUGACCAAGGAUCAUUGUACAAAAAAAACAACAAAAAAAAACAAAAAACGUUAUAAAUAAUUAAGGGGAAGGAUUUCCUUUUGACCCUGGUAGAGGACUUUGGUGUUGUUAUUCACUGCUACCAGCCCUUAAUUUCCCCUAAACGCAGAGUAGGCAGCUGUCUAUAGAUGCCUCUUGGUCACGUCCUGCAAUCUACACUCACACUUUGGACACAAGAUUCCCAUCAUGCACUUGGUAUUGGCCCACCUUGUAAAUAAAAAAUAACUUUCUUUCCUUUACACACAAAUACUAUCAACUUAUUUAAUGCUCUACAUAUCAGGACAAACCCUGGUGCUUCCUCUGCAUUAUAACCAGUCACUGUGUGCUGGCAGAGUGAUCGUUGCCUACAGACUCUAGAUGGCAGGUGGUGUUACUUUAGACCACAUAUUCAAAUAUCAGGCAGAAGGUGCCAUUAUGUGAGGCCACAUAUUUACUGUCUAUUUAAUGUACAACUCAGCAAGAAGGAACAAAAUGGACGUCUCACUUAAUCCCCAUUUUAUAGACACCGGGUAGAGCACCAGAGCCCCUUUCCUUCCCCACAGCUGCAUGGGGAGUCGUGGGUGCAAAAAUAAACAAAACACAUGUAUAAAUGUGUGUCUAGCUGUGUAUAUGUGGAUCAUUCUGUAUGUACAUUCAUAUGAGCAACAACUGAAGGACAAGGUAUUAGGUUGCAGACACUUCUUACUGUUCUCAUUAACUGUAUUUUUGCCAUGUUAGGUAAUUAAACAUAUGUGAGUGACUUGUUAUGAAUGCAUUUGGAAAAUUAUGCCUAAUGAUAGCUAAAGAACUACAAGUUUACCUGCCCAUAAUGUGUAUAAUUUAAAUACAAAAGAAAGAAGAGAAUGCAAGUGCAAGCACAUCAUAAUAUAUAAAAAUAUAUAUAUAAUACAAGUGCAGAGAAUAGAGAUCCCCUGAUUGAAGUAUGUUAAAAAUGGCACAGAGCACACAGAAUAAGGUGCAAUAUAUGCAGCAUUGUAUAUUAUCACCAUUUAUGUCGCACAAACCUAUUCCACUGCGCUUUACAACAUUAUAAAAGAGGGAAAUUUUACAAUAAAUGAGAGAUUUACAAGUGUUACAGGAAGAAUCGGUUGAUGAGGACCUUGCUCAAACAAGCUUACAGUCUAGGGGAGGUGAGGUAGAACAACAUAAUAGGAAGGGCAUCGAGGGGAUAGCAACCAAACGACAAGUUGGGAAAGUAGCAGAACUGAAGGUGAGAGUGGAGUAUGGCCCUUUAGUAGAGAGCAAAUGACAGAUUUGUGAAAUUGAAGUUACUCUGGGAGGAGCUUUUCUGAAAAGAUGGGUUUUGAGGGACAUCUUAAAUGAUUGAAGACUAGGGGAGAGUCUGAUGGGGGUAGGCAGGCUGUUCCAAAAGAACAGAGCCACCAGAGAGAAGUAUUGCAAGAGCAGUAGGUGUAAAAGCAGCGGCCAGGAGAAGGUCACUAGCAGAGUGGAGAGACCGGGAAGGGUUAUUCCUAUGAAUCAGUGAAGAUAUGUAACAGGUGGUAGAAUUGUUUAAAGCUUUAUAGGUAAGAGUUAGUAUUUUGAAUUGACACCUACAGGGUACAGGAAGCCAAUGCAAUUUUUGACAGUGGGGCGAGGUGCGAGAGGAGCAACGGGAGAGAAGGAGGAAAAGGACAGAAAGGAGGAGAAGGUGGGUGUAAGAUUUAAAUGUUUGGGGUGAGAGCUUGUAUUUGGAGGCUUUAGUUGGUGGGGAAACGGUGGAUAUAUGAGAAAAGUGUAUAGAGGGGGAAGGAAAUAAAGUAGGGAAAGGUAAGCAAAAAGAUUAAGAGAUUUUAGCAAUGACAAAAGUGCAGGCAAAGGUGAAAAAUAAAACGGAGAACAUUACUAAGAGAAUAGGAGUUUGUAUUGUACAUAAGGAGAUUAGAAAAAAUUAAACCAUAGGAGAGAGUGGAUGGGCGAAGAGUUAAAGGCAUGCAGUGUCGGAAUUGAGCAGGUGAAGAGAGGUUGUUAUACAUAACUGGUGCAAGUAUAGGUAAUUGCUACUGUCUAAGUUAAAAUGUUAUUUUAUAAAAAGUGUUCCACACUCAAAUUUUUUUGAGCAACUCUAUGCUCACAAUGGAGCACUUACAGGGGUAUAAUCCCUCCUUAGGGAUAUAUUGUAGACAUAGUAGAGAGAAAUCCUUCAUAGUUCUCAUGGCAAAAAUAACAGGCAGCAAUAAAGUAAUGCUGUAUUUAUGCUGUGGUUUAUUAAAUAAUGUUAUAAAUGUCAACUCACAUUGUAUAGAGUUACACUCUGCUCUUUUUUUAGUGUGCGGGUGAUAACUCCCACCUAUGGAUAUAUACAAUACACAACGCCUUGGCAUUUAGUAUGAAGUAGUAAAAAGUUAAACCAAUUGUACAGUAUUUAAGCAACAUGAAAAUUGUGCUUGAAGGAUAUAUUUGUUCUUGAUUGCUACCUGCUAGGAUACUGUAAUGUUGGAGAUAACAACAACAAAACAUCUGACAACUGAUAACAAGUUCUCUCCUGUUUCAUUAGGUUUAAAACUCAUCAUUGAUUUAAUCCCAAAUCACACAAGCAAUAAGCAUCAGUGGUUUCAGUUGAGUAGGAAUCGAACUGGAAAGUACACAGACUACUACAUCUGGCAUGACUGUGUUCUAGGAGUACCUCCUAAUAAUUGGGUAAUUACUGAUUUUUGUUUACUUAAAUACUGAGCAUACGAUGUCUGUGUGUAAUGUAUCCAGCCAUGUAAUAUGAAAAACAGACACAUUUAUUGAAUAAGUUACAAGAAACAUUAUACAUAGGACUCUGACUCCUCAGUCCCCUUCAAAGUAGGCACCUUGGGACCUCGCACAGGUCUCCCGGCAUCUCUUGCACUGUUCAAAACACAAUUGGGAAGGGUGGGAGUUUAACGUAAAAUGGUCAAGGGGAUAAAUGCGGGCAUGAACCCAAUGAAAUAUUGAGAUGAACUUAGAGAAAAAUCCCUGACCAAUGAAAUGUCAAUGGUUUAUUCUCUAAAACUUCACUUUUAUUAUAUCAGUUUAAAAGAAUAAUGUCAGUAACAAAUGUGAGUCGUGGACACACUAGGUAAGUGUCAAUAGUAGAAAACAUAAUAAUGUAAUAUGUAGAGGAAAAAUGUGUAUGUAAAGAAAAAAUAAAAAUCUAAAUCAAUAUAAUUACUAGGGUACAUAUAUAUACAAAAGACUUCAAAACAUUGCCAGAUCCUUUGUUGGAAUCGCCAUCAGCUGCCUCGUUGUAUUUACCUGAAUUUUACCUGAAGCUGCAGAGCACCAAAUCUUUCAAGAGACUCUUGACCAUCUUUGAAGCUAUUGUUUUUGCUGCACUCAUUGCAUUGUCCCCGAGAGCCUUUUGAAUCAUCUGAAUGUUAAAUCUAGAAGGGAUUCUCCAGUGCCAGGAAAACAAACCCGUUUUCCUGGCACUAGAGGAUCCUGGAGUGUCACCCUCCAUCCCACAUCGCUGAAGGGGUUAAAACCCCUUCAGACACUUAGGUAAAUCCAGCACCGAUGUCUCACAGCGCUGGGUUAGGCUCUGCCACGCAAUGGUGGCCGCACACACGCAUGAGACCUCUCCAAAGGAAUGCAUUAUUUAAUGCUUUGCUAUGGGGAUUCCGGCGACGUUGGAGGUCCUCAUGCAAAAGUCGUCUCAGGAGACGGAAGUCCCUUUAGUGGCUGUCUGGUAGACAGCCACAAGAGGAGUGCUUAAAGGGACACUCCAGGCACCCAGACCACUUCUGCCCAUUGGAGUGGUCUGGUUGCCAACUCCCACUACCCUUAACCCUGCAGGUGUAAUUAUUGCAGUUUUUAUAAGCUGCAAUAAUUACCUUGCAGGGUUAACUCCUCCUCUAGUGGUUGUCUAGUAGACAGCCAAGAGAGGGCACUUCCGGGAUUACAGCAGGAUUCUGCUAUGUGAGGACCUCCAGCGUCGCUAAAAUCCCCAUAGGAAAGCAUUGCCGCGCAUGCGCAUUAGGUCUCCCCCGCCGGCUGACGUGAUGAAGAGGAGGAGCGUGGGUGGAGGAAAAAGCAGCGACGAGGGACAUCGUUGCUGCCUCUGGUAAGUCACUAAAGGGGUUUUCACCCCUUCCGCAACGGGGGAUGGGAGGUGGGAGGGAGAGGGGACCUGCAGUGCCAGGAAAACGGAUUGUUUUCCUGGCACUGGAGUGUCCCUUUAACCCUGCAAGGUAAUUAUAGCAGUUUAUAAAAAACUGCAAUAAUUACACUUGUAGGGUUAAGUGUGAUGGGAGUUGGCACCCAGACCACUUCAAUGAGCUGAAGUGGUCUGGGUGCCUAAAGUGUCCCUUUAAAGCAGAAUUUGAUGCAGAUUCGUUGCUCUACUCACUUAGUUAUUUUGAAUGCUACGGCCACACAGUGCCCAUGUUCACUUAACAACGUCCCCCCCACUGACUAGUACGGUGAAAUCGUCAUCGUUCAUCCACUCUCUUUGGCUGCCAGAUUACUUCGAUGUCCAGCAAACCAGUCUCAUUAUAUUAACAAUGGCUGGAGUUUCUCCAUAUACUCACUUAUGCAGUUUGCUGUUUGUUACUUAAACUUGUUUAGGGUUUUAUUUAUUGAACAGUGCUAAAAUGGUUAUUAACUGUUUACACGAAGGUGUGAAUUGUUAGGAAUUCAACAUGAAUUUCAACAUUAAGGUCAAAAUAGCUGAACUGAAAACACAGCAAGAGUGAUACAUUUUCAGUUUAGCUACUGUGCCCUAAUAUUUAACAAUUACUUUGAAUUCCUGAAGAAAUAACUCUUACACUUCUUUUGGAAUGAAAUAAAUGCGUAUUUGUAAAUGUAAGGAGCACAAGGCACAUUGUGACCCCAAUAUGGUAUGUAUCACCAUUCUUUAUAUUAUUCUCAGCUCAGUGUAUAUGGAAAUUCUGCAUGGGAGUAUGACGACACCAGAAAUCAAUGUUAUUUCCACCAGUUCCGGAAAGAGCAACCAGAUUUAAAUCUCAAUAAUCCAGAUGUCUUAACAGAAAUUGAGGUAUGUUUAAGAAGAGUGGAAUCUAAAUAUAGAGAAGAUAGUGGACCGCACACAUGAUUGUGUUAAUAAAGGUGGAAAUGUUUGGAACUAACAGGCUAAAAAGCAAAGUCAUAGACUGAUGGGUCUUUUAAGAAAACCAUUAAUAUUUAACUAGGGCCAAAGGUAGUCUCUAUCUUCAAAUUCCAUUUCCAAACUAAUCAUUGCACAUUAUUACAAUUUAUCUUCGUAGGUUCACUAAGGGCAGGAAGGUGACACACAACUGUAUUUAUUUAUAUUUAUUGCUGAAACAAUCAUGAUACUGAACACUGUUUUAUAGUCAUUCACAGUCAACAGAGUAACAAUCAGACUAAUAAUAUGACCUAUGACCAUUCAAUUGUUCUAUUUAAAAAAACUUAUAUAACUAGGAUUCAAUAAUUAUUUUGCAUAAAUACGAUCUAGGACGAGGGGUUAGCUGAGAAUGCUGGGAAAUGUAGUUUACAAAGAUAUGCAGUGUCUAGGUUGGCCAUUACUGCUUGGUGAUCCAUAAACAGAUUCCCAUUCACCCAUGUCUGGUUUUUAUAAUUAUCCCCAAUGGAACAUAAUUUGGCAAUUUCUAAAGGGAAACUAUAGUGCCAGGAAAACAUGUUGGUUUUCUUGAACUAUAGCUCCCUAUAGUGCUCCCUCCUACGUGGCUCCCCCUCCCCAUGCAAUGCUUUCUUGUGCAGUUUCGGGUGACGCCGGAUGUCCUCAUGCAUAAUGUGAGAAUGUCCAGCAUCAGUUAGGCGAUCAAAAGUCGGCUAGCCACCAGGAAGUGCCUCUAGUGGCUGUCUGAUUGACAGCCAUUAGAGGCAGUCUUAGUCCUGUAAUGUAAUCAUUGCAGUCUCUCUAAAACUGCAAUGCUUUACAUUGUAGGACUAAGGGAGACAGGGACACUGCACCCAGACCACUUCAAUGAGCUGAAGUGGUCUGAGUGCCUAUAGUGUUCCUUUAAGGCUGAGAUAUUUAGUUUCAGCAGAGUGAUGUGGUGGGUCUUUUGCUUUCUUUUUUUGCAUGCCAUCAGCAUUCUAUAGUUUUGACAAUAGGAGAUUGGUUAAUAACAUUACAAAGCCUGUUAAUUAGUGCACCACUAACUUAUUAAGUUGU